Lentinula edodes (shiitake mushroom) is the source of this 354-nucleotide messenger RNA. RefSeq lists its product as uncharacterized. Bases 1 to 354 code for a protein of 117 amino acids. The record is from RefSeq and is a predicted model, not a curated record. NCBI's taxonomy places the organism in Eukaryota, Fungi, Basidiomycota, Agaricomycetes, Agaricales, Omphalotaceae. The transcript is spliced from 3 exons.
AUGAAGUUUAACGCCAGUAUCAGUUCCUUCCUACUCGUCACGUACCUCGCUAUUACUGUCGACGCUAUCGCUUUAGACGAGAAGCUAGCUUGCGGCGCGCCUUGGAAUAUUGGUCACUCAGAGGGUAGCUCUUGUAAAUUUUGGGGGAAGGAUGAUAACGGAACUCACGUUCAUGACGGAACUUGUCAUAAGAGGAGUGGUUUUCAUGUAAUUCACAGAUACAAAUGCAUCACGACCUCGGUCGAUUUGCUGCUUCGUUCUCUCCGCACUUGCUUCAUGUUGUCGAUCAUCGUCUUUCGAAUUUCCUCCUGUGUCCUCGGUCACCCCGUGAGGUUUUAUACGACGUACCUCUGA